GGGAGAGAGGAAAAAGAUAGAAAGGAAAACAAGACUCCCUCGCUGCGCACGCUCACUCAGUCAAGCUUGAAAGGGCCCUCAGAGAUACUACAGAGCACCUGUCUGCCGUCGAGGAGAGUAGAAGCUUUUACUCCGUACUAGGAUUGCCCAUCCCACCUUUUGAACCCUGCCGUUGGUGUCCUUUUUCGGCCGUUUCAGCUUGGGCAGCAAUCCUCGCAUUACCGGAGCAGAGCCUCCCCUAUUACUGUCAACCGUGGGGCGAGAGACUCGCUUCAUUUCUGCUUAAACAACAUUCCCCGAGAGCUUUGAGACUUCCAGUGAUUCGCCAUGAGAGAGGUUAUUUCUUUGAACGGUAAUACAUACAUGAACUUGGGCUGCAGGCUCCCGUGUUUAAGACGAUCUUAGAUCUGUUUGCUGACAUUGCUGCCUCGUUAAAGUCGGCCAGGCCGGUUGCCAGAUUGCAAACUCCUCGUGGGAGGUAUGAUAUUAACCUCAUGUCUAGACCUAUGAGACUAGAUAACCUUGUGGAUUUUGAUUGUAUGGACAUGCUGAUCGUCUGACUGUCCCGGUCUUAAUAGCUAUAUUGCCUUGAACACGGACUCCAGGUACCUACUACCCGACCUCUCCCUCGACACCCCGAGUCUCUCUGUCUCUCUCUGCCUCUGUUGAAUCGCAUGAGAAUCGUCUCCUAAUAUGUCAAUGUCCAUUAUUAUAGCCUGACGGUUAUCUGACUGAAGAACGCAAAGCCGAGAAUCCAGAUAAGGAUACCUUCCAUACUUUCUUCUCUGAGACAGGAAGCGGUAAAUAUGUUCCCCGAACGAUAUACUGCGAUCUUGAACCGAAUGUGGUCGACGAGGUGCGGACUGGUACCUAUCGCCAGCUCUUCCAUCCUGCCCAGAUGAUCACCGGAAAGGAAGAUGCUUCGAACAACUUUGCUCGUGGACACUAUACGAUCGGCAGAGAGAUAAUUGACGAUGUUGUGGAAAGAGUCAAUCGUCUUGCUGAGAACUGCGAUGACCUACAGGGAUUCUUACUCUUCCACUCCCUCGGCGGUGGUACGGGUUCAGGUUUUGGUACACUUCUCCUAGAACGUCUGGCCACCCACUUUGCAAAGAAGAGCAAGCUUGAGUUUUGUGUCUACCCAGCUCCCAACCUGUCAACUUCGGUAGUCGAGCCGUACAAUUCGGUACUGGCUACAAGCUCGACUAUGGAGUUAUCGGAUUGCAGCUUCCUCCUUGACAACGAAGCCAUCUACGAUAUCUGCACGAAGCAGCUCACCAUUGAACGGCCAGGAUUAGAAAACUUGAACCGUCUCGUUGCACAAGUUGUAUCUUCGGUUACGGCAUCUGUCCGUUUCGGUGGCUAUCUUAAUGUUGAUCUGGCCGAGUUCCAGACCAACCUUGUUCCGUUCCCUCGUGUUCAUUUCCCCAUGUUUGCCUAUGCACCCAUUGCACAGGACUCCAGGGCUACCCAUGAAACAAACACUAUCCGCGAAAUGACAUUGGCCUGUUUCGAUCCAAACAACCAGAUGGUCAAAUGUAACCCGCAGAACGGCAAAUACAUGGCAACCUGUCUGCUUUACCGCGGUAACAUCAUUCCCAAGGAAGUCCAUUCUGCAGUUGCUACUGUCAGGGCCAAACAGACCAUCCAGUUUGUCGACUGGUGUCCCACUGGUUUCAAGAUUGGUAUCUGUGAUAAAGCUCCUGAGCACGUGCCAAACGGUGACAUGGCAAAGACGGACCGUGCAGUGUGCAUGCUUUCGAAUACAACUGCCAUCGGAGAGGCAUGGACGUCUCUCUGCCACAAGUUCGACCUUAUGUACUCCAAGCAAGCCUUUGUUCACUGGUUCGUCGGCGAAGGCAUGGAAAUGGGUGAGUUCGCUGAAUCUCGUGAAAAUCUAGCGGUCCUGGAGCGUGACUACCAGGAAAUCGCCCACGCCGAGGGUGAUGAAGAACUUGAGCAGGAGUACUAAUCAACAGCACUCCAAAUCAACAUAUCACUAACCAACUCCCCUUUUUCCUGUUGGUCUAUCACUACAAUAAGCACAGCCCUCUCUCUGUUCGGCUCUCUGGCCCAUAACAACUAAUCUCCAGACGCUAACCAGCCGAAGACACGGCUCUCUAAUAACCUGCGUGCUGUUGCUCCUGAUGGCUUGAUGGAGAGGCGGAAUUGGGGGUGCUGGUUGUCAAUCCAUACUAUGUCCUCGAUUUUAGGGAGCGUCUCCCCGGUAUAAUAUGUUUUUGUUGUCUUCUCUUUCUCUGGAGGUGCAAGGAGUUUUUUCCUAUAUUUUGCAUUUCUUGAGUAGAGUCUCUUUCCCUCCCUACGUGCAAAAUUUCUUUUCUAGAACCGGUAAUCCACAGCAAGCGUUUGAAUAUAUAAAAGACAAAUUCUCCUUCUCUCAUCUCUCUCUCAAUCUUCCAUUCGCGGCUGCUUCACAUGAUGAUGUAAUUAUUAGGUAAUUCAACGUUCGGCGUUAGUUUAUCCGAACGCCGCGCGCCUCCUGAUUGGCUGCAGCGACCUCGUCAAGCUCUCCCCCCCAAAAGCAGAACGACGACGACGAGGUCGACGACGACAGACAACAACUUCCCAAAAAACACCUUCAACGCCUUCAUUUCUCGCUGCUGUUACGCCGCCGAAGAGCUUGUCUCCUUCGUUUUGCUCCGCUCUCCGUUUCUACGCUGCGACAAACACUCCUGCUCUGCUGUUUGCUGGUUAUCAGGGGCACCCCAUCCAUCCGUUGUUUGGGCUGGCUGAUAUAACUAAC
This is a messenger RNA of Trichophyton rubrum CBS 118892, 2764 nucleotides long. RefSeq names its product tubulin alpha chain. Gene Ontology annotation, biological process: nuclear migration by microtubule mediated pushing forces; mitotic cell cycle; nuclear division. The record is from RefSeq and is a predicted model, not a curated record. The transcript is spliced from 4 exons. Bases 899 to 1972 code for a protein of 357 amino acids. NCBI's taxonomy places the organism in Eukaryota, Fungi, Ascomycota, Eurotiomycetes, Onygenales, Arthrodermataceae. Gene Ontology annotation, cellular component: microtubule; cytoplasm; spindle. Gene Ontology annotation, molecular function: structural constituent of cytoskeleton; GTP binding.